CCUUCCUUCUUCUCCUCUUCUCUGAACGCCACCCUACCCCAAUCCUCAGCCCAACCACCCAGACGACCACCAACCACCACCUCCGUCCGACCACACCACCACCAGCGACCACCGUCGCCCCCUCUUCCUUUCUUUUUCUUCCCUCUUCUACAUUUCCCCUUUUUUCUUCUCUGUACCGCGCUACACCCUGUCUCUCCGACAACAACCCUUCCCGCACCCAGUCUCUGUUUGCGCCACCUACUCCGGCGAGAACCAGCGGCAGUGAGCUUAUGUGCCGCUACAAAACCCCCCGUCUCGCCUACAUUCUUCUUCCUCCAUCUUCUGCAUUACAGAUGACUCGCAAAGGGAAGGAGAAAGCCAAUCCUUUGACUCGUCCUCCUCCUACGCGUCCGAGUACUCAACUGGACACAUUCAUAAAUGAAACGGUCGAGGAACAGUACAAGAAAUUGGAAAAGUGAGCCUUUCAGUAUGAAAGAAAGCUGAACUUACCAGAAAAAUAUGCGGACCAAAUUCUUGAUGGACUCAAUUUUUACAAUGGAAGUUCAUAGGAUUCGAUCGGUGGAAAUCAAUGAACACCAGGUCAAAGAAUUCUACGGAAAUCUGCUUAAGAGGGAUGCCCCGACUGUUUUUCUGAGAGGUGUCAAGCCUUUGGAGGCCCUUUUACAGAUCCUGCAUAUUCCUCCGGCUAGGGAUGCUUAUCCUCAUAUAGUGAAGGACUUGACAUCCGGCAAGCUUUCAUUGGACAUGGUCUUGAAGAAGAUUGGCCUGCCUGAGGCCAGAUGGGAGUACAGUAGAGGACGGAAUACGGUCUCGCUUAGCAUUGCGUGCUCCGACGUUCAUCCUGAGGUGAGGAUCUGGCAGCAGAUCAUCGCUGACUACAUCCUACCGAGCACGCACGCCACUCAUAAUCGUGUCCGUGUGGCUGUUCUACUAUGGGCCAUUCUGGAGGGGAAGAGAAUCUUUGUUCUUCCCCUUAUCAGAGAUUCAAUGUGGAAGGUUAAACAACAACAGAAAUACAACAUUUCCUUCCCAUCGAUGAUCACCAGAUUAGCCACCUAUUCUGGAGUAGAGAGACGCCCAACAGAUAGGACGUCUGUCCUUCAUCAGCAAGCAGUCAUUGUAACUGUACAGCGAGUAUGAGGGAUUGCCGCCACAGAAGAAGAGGAAGACGACUAAGCCACCAUCAUCAGCAAAGCCAUCAGCACCUCCUGCACCUCCUGUACCCACACCCCGACCUCAGACGCCUUAUGAGCAGGGUCGGGAGAUCCUUCAGACCCUCCACCGCUACGAGCGCCAUAACGCUCGCCGCUUCCACUGGAUAAUGUCAAAGUUUGAGGGUAGAGACCCUGGGCCACCUCCUCCGAAUACACCAGAGCCUGAGCCCAAGACCGAGCUGACACCGGAGGAGCCAGCAGCUGAUGCUGGCCAGGUAGUCGAGCCCCCUGACCAGAGAGCGGAGGAGUCCAUGGUUGAGGAGGCAGUAGUUCAGAGAGUUGAGGAGGCACCCGCUGUAGCUGAGUCGAGAGCUGAGACAGCAGUAGAGCCAGCUGACCAGGCAGUUGAGGAGCCGACAGUUGAGACCACCGCAGAGUCCUCCCGAGCCAUGAUUGUUUAUCAGCGUCAUCAGCACCCACCACCAUCAGACGAUGGAGCAUCUCACAGUUGACCACCCUCAGUCCGAUUCUUGGCACAGAGGACCGUGCAUGAUUUAAGUGUGGGGGAGUAUCUACUAUUUUUUGGGUGUAAACAUUCUCUGCUUAACACUUGUCAUUUAGUUUAUUUUGAGUUUUAUUAUUCUUUUUGUAGAUAUUUUAG
This is a messenger RNA of Arachis duranensis, 1815 nucleotides long. RefSeq lists its product as uncharacterized. The coding region runs from base 499 to 1140 and encodes 213 amino acids. The record is from RefSeq and is a predicted model, not a curated record. Lineage: Eukaryota; Viridiplantae; Streptophyta; Magnoliopsida; Fabales; Fabaceae. The transcript is spliced from 2 exons.